AUGACUCUACUGGAACCUGAGAUGUUAAUGAUGGCUGUGCAGUCCGUGCUGCAGUUGAAGCUCCAGCAGCGGCGGACACGGGAAGAGCUGGUGAGCCAAGGGAUCAUGCCUCCUUUGAAAAGUCCAGCUGCGUUUCACGAACAGAGAAGGAGUUUGGAGCGGGCCAGGACAGAGGACUAUCUGAAGCGCAAGAUUCGUUCCCGGCCAGAGAGAUCGGAGUUGGUCAGGAUGCACAUUUUGGAAGAGACCUCGGCUGAGCCUUCCCUCCAGGCCAAGCAGCUGAAGCUGAAGAGAGCCAGGUUGGCUGAUGACCUCAACGAGAAGAUUGCACAGAGGCCUGGCCCCAUGGAGCUGGUGGAGAAGAACAUCCUGCCUGUGGAGUCCAGCCUGAAAGAAGCCCUCAUCGUGGGCCAGGUGAACUACCCGAAAGUGGCAGACAGCUCUUCUUUCGAUGAGGACAGCAGCGAUGCCUUAUCCCCUGAGCAGCCUGCCAGCCAGGAGUCCCAGGGCUCAGUGCCAUCACCCCUGGAAGCCCGAGUCAGCGAGUCACUGCCCAGUGCCACCUCCGUAUCCCCCUCUCAGGUUGUGUCUCAGCUCCCAGUGGGCCCAGAGUCCCGAGAAACGCUUUUCCUGCCAGAGCAGCCUCCUCUGCCUCCCAGCCUCACCAACGGAACCACGGUCCCCACCACCAAGCCCAUCCCCACGCUCAUUAAGCAAAGCCAACCCAAGUCUGCCAGCGAGAAGUCGCAGCGCAGCAAGAAAGCCAAGGAGCUGAAGCCAAAGGUGAAGAAGCUCAAGUAUCACCAGUACAUCCCCCCGGACCAAAAGCAGGACAAGGGGGCGCCCCCCAUGGACUCCUCCUACGCCAAGAUCCUGCAGCAGCAGCAGCUGUUCCUCCAGCUGCAGAUCCUCAACCAGCAGCAGCAGCAGCACUAUAACUACCAGACCAUCUUACCGGCCCCCCCAAAGCCGGCAGGUGAGGCUCUGGGAAGUGGGGGGGCUCCCCAGAUGCGCAGCCUUUCCACUACCAGUACCACCUCCAGCUCAGGCGCCCCAGGGCCCAGUGGGCUGACACGUCAGAACAGCACCUCGCUGACUGGCAAGCUGGGAGCCCUGCCCGCCAACCUGGACGACAUGAAGGUGGCAGAACUGAAGCAGGAGCUGAAGUUGCGGUCACUGCCCGUCUCUGGCACCAAGACAGACCUGAUUGAGCGCCUGCGUGCCUACCAAGAACAAGUCAGCCCUGCCCCCGGAGCCCCCAAGGUCCCUGCUGCCACCUCCAUCCUGCCCAAGGCUGGCGAGGUGGUGGUAGCCUUCCCGGCGGCCCGGCUAAGCACGGGGCCUGCUCUGGUGGCAGCAGGCCUGGCCCCCGCCGAGGUGGUGGUGGCCACAGUGACCAGCAAUGGAGUGGUGAAAUUUGGCAGCACAGGCUCCACACCCCCCGUGUCUCCCACGCCCUCCGAGCGUUCGCUCCUCAGCACAGGAGACGAGAACUCCACACCUGGGGACACCUUCGGCGAGAUGGUGACAUCGCCACUGACCCAGCUCACCCUGCAGGCUUCGCCGUUGCAGAUCCUCGUAAAGGAGGAGGGCCCCCGGGCCGGGUCCUGCUGCGUGAGCCCGGGGGUGCGGGCAGAGCUGGAGGGGCGUGACAAGGACCAGAUGCUGCAGGAAAAGGACAAGCAGAUCGAGGAGCUGACCCGCAUGCUCCGGCAGAAGCAGCAGCUGGUGGAGUGGCUCAGGCUGCAGCUGGAGCAGGAGAAGCGGGCCCAGCAGCCCCCGCCCGCGCCCACCCCCGCCCCCGCCCCCGCCCCCGCCCCCCUUGGCGUCCCAGUGAAGCAAGAAAACAGCUUCUCCAGCUGCCAGUUGAGCCAGCAGCCCCUGGGCCCUGCUCAUCCCUUCAGUCCCAGCCUGGCAGCCCCCACUCCCCACCGCGCCGACACUGGCGCCCUGGUGCCUCCUCCGGUGGUGGUGAAGCAGGAAGCCGUGCUGCCCGAGUCGGAGCCGGAGCCCGCCCCCACGCCCCAGCUGCUUCUGGGCCCACCGGGCCCCGGCCUCGUCAGAGGGGUGACACCUCCCGCCGGCAUCACUGACUCCACAGGGACCCACCUUGUCCUCACUGUGACCAAUAAGAAUGCAGACAGCCCCGGCCUGGCCAGCGGGAGCCCCCAGCAGCCCUUGUCCCAGCCUGGCUCUCCAGCCCCCGUGCCACCAGCCCAGAUGGACCUGGAGCACCUGCCGCAGCCCCCGUUCGGGACCUCCGCCUCUCUGCCGAAGAAGGAGCCGCCUGGCUAUGAGGAAGCCGUGAACCAGCAGCCCAGACAGCAGGAAAAUGGUUCCUCGAGCCAACAGAUGGAUGACCUGUUUGACAUUCUUAUUCAGAGUGGAGAAAUUUCAGCAGAUUUCAAGGAGCCGCCAUCCCUGCCAGGGAAGGAGAAGCCCCCCGCGACAGCAGCCUGUGGGUCGCCCCUGGCCACACAGUCCCCGCCCUCUGCUGAGCUUCCCCAGGCUGCCCUGCCCUCAUCGACCUCACUUGCCCUUCCCGGGCGCCUGGAGGACUUCCUGGAGAGCAGCACUGGGCUACCCCUGCUGACUGGCGGACACGAGGGGCCAGAGCCCCUCUCCCUCAUUGAUGACCUCCAUAGCCAGAUGCUGAGCAGCUCUGCCAUCCUGGACCACCCCCCCUCACCCAUGGACACCUCGGAAUUGCACUUUGCCCCCGAGCCCAGCAGCAUGGGCCUGGACCUGGCUGAUGGCCACCUGGACAGCAUGGACUGGCUGGAGCUGUCUUCAGGUGGCCCCGUGCUCAGCCUGGCCCCACUCAGCAACACGGCCCCCAGCCUCUUCUCCACGGACUUCCUUGAUGGCCAUGACUUGCAGCUGCAUUGGGAUUCCUGCUUGUAG
Pipistrellus nathusii (Nathusius's pipistrelle) is the source of this 2904-nucleotide messenger RNA. Lineage: Eukaryota; Metazoa; Chordata; Mammalia; Chiroptera; Vespertilionidae. The record is from the annotation of a GenBank genome assembly.